Nerophis ophidion (straightnose pipefish) is the source of this 12251-nucleotide messenger RNA. It is a transcript of the gene chd5, whose product is annotated as chromodomain helicase DNA binding protein 5. The coding region runs from base 83 to 6235 and encodes 2050 amino acids. Gene Ontology annotation, molecular function: ATP binding; ATP-dependent chromatin remodeler activity; ATP hydrolysis activity. Gene Ontology annotation, cellular component: chromatin; NuRD complex; nucleus. The transcript is spliced from 40 exons. Lineage: Eukaryota; Metazoa; Chordata; Actinopteri; Syngnathiformes; Syngnathidae. Gene Ontology annotation, biological process: chromatin remodeling; negative regulation of transcription by RNA polymerase II. The record is from RefSeq and is a predicted model, not a curated record.
ACCAUUGUCAGCCCGAAAAGGGGGGCUUUUUUAGGGGGGGUGGAGGAAGAGGAGGAGGAGGAGGGAGGCGAUGAGCUAAAAGAUGCCGGGGUCGCUGAGCAAUGAAGACGAGGCACAGGACGACAUGGACUUUGAAGACGAGAUGCCAGACGAGGAGGACGUGUGCGCCACGCUUCCUCUCGCCUCCAUCGGCAGCUUCUUCUCGGACGACGACUCCCUCAAACAGCAGAAGAAGAAGAAGAGCAAAAAGACGAGAGAGGGAAAAGUGCCUAAAAUGAAAAAGCGGAAAAAGGAGGGCGCCAUCGCAGCCAGCGUGGACAGCGAGCAAGACCGGACGUCGGAGGCGGAGGAGGAGUGUGCCGCCGACAGAGGCUCCGAGAGCGAUAGCAGCAUGUUCAGCCCCACCAAGAAGAAGAAGAAGAAACCCAAGGAGAAGAAGGAGAGGAAGCCCAGGAAGAAGAAGAGAGACGAGGAAGACGAGGACGAGGACGACGGGAGCAUGAAAGAGCCCAAAUCCUCCAGCCAGCUGAUGCAGGAGUGGGGCCUGGAGGACGUCCAGUACGGCUUCACCGAGGACGACUACAAGACCAUCACCAACUACAAGGCUUUCAGCCAGUUCCUCAGGCCUCUCAUAGCCAAGAAGAACCCCAAGAUCCCCAUGUCCAAGAUGAUGACAGUGCUGGGGGCCAAGUGGCGGGAGUUCAGCGCCAACAACCCUUUCAAGGGCGCCUCUGCUACCGCCGUCGCCGCCGCCGUCGCCGCCGCCGUGGAAACUGUUACUGUGGCUCCGCCGAACCCCGUCGGCCAGCUCGCCGCUCAGCCGGGGCCCGUCAAAAAAGCCAAAACCAAAGAGGGGAAAGGUCCUGGAGUUCGAAAGAGAAGCAAGACUGUGAAAGACGUGAAGAAGAAAGUGAAGCCCAAGAAGACCAAAUCCAAGUCGGGCCAAAGCGGGAAGAAGAAGAAGGCGUCCUCGAGCGAGGAGGACUUCCUGGAGGAGUCCGACUUUGACGACCUCAGCAUCCUCAGUGCCUCCGUGCUUUGUGACACCUUGGGGGCCGCCGCUAAGAAAAAGGGCCGACGCGGGCGCAAAAAAAGAAAACGGGAGGACGGCGACGGCUACGAGACGGACCACCAGGACUACUGUGAGGUGUGCCAGCAGGGCGGCGAGAUCAUCCUGUGCGACACCUGUCCCCGAGCCUACCACCUGGUGUGCCUGGAGCCCGAGUUGGAGAAGGCCCCCGAGGGCAAAUGGAGCUGCCCACACUGUGAGAAGGAGGGGAUCCAGUGGGAGGCCAAAGACGAGGAGGACGAGGAAGAGGAGGAGGCGGUGGCGCGGGAGGAAGAAGACGACCACAUGGAGUUUUGCCGCGUGUGUAAAGACGGAGGAGAGCUGCUGUGCUGCGACACCUGCCCGUCCUCCUACCACAUCCACUGCCUCAACCCGCCGCUGCCCGAGAUACCCAACGGGGAGUGGUUGUGUCCACGCUGCAUGUGCCCUCCCCUGAAGGGCAAAGUCCAAAAGGUUCUUCACUGGAUGUGGGGCGAGGCGCCACUGCCCCCGGAACCGCCCCUGGGCCCGGACGGCCAGCCCGGCGCGGACCCGCUAAGCAGGCCUCCGCUCAAGGGCCACCCCGAGAGGGUGUUCUUCGUCAAGUGGGCCGCACUCUCCUACUGGCACUGCUCCUGGGUCAGCGAGCUGCAGUUGGAACUCUACCACACCGUCAUGUACCGCAACUACCAGCGCAAAAACGACAUGGACGAGCCCCCGCCGUACGACUACGGCUCCGGCGAGGAGGAGCUCAACAACGAGAAGAGGAAGAGCAAAGACCCCCAGUACGCCGCCAUGGAGGAGCGCUUCUACCGAUACGGAAUCAAACCCGAGUGGAUGGUCAUCCACCGCGUGCUCAACCACAGCCUGGAUAAAGACGGCGAGGUGCAUUACCUGAUCAAGUGGAGGGACCUGCCUUAUGACCAGUGCACCUGGGAGGUGGACCACUUUGACCUGCCAGAAUACCACAGCCAUAAGGCUUCCUACUGGGACCACAGGGAGCAAAUUCUCGGGGAGGACCAGCGCCCUCUGGUGGUGAGAAAGGACAAGAAGCUGAAAGAGGACCACGGGAAGAGGGAGAUUCCUCCAGACGCUCCCAUCAUUGACCCCACGAUCAAGUUUGAGCACCAGCCGUGGUACAUCAACGCCACCGGGGGAACGCUGCACCCGUACCAGCUGGAGGGUCUGAACUGGUUGAGGUUCUCCUGGGCGCAGGGCACCGACACCAUCCUGGCCGACGAGAUGGGUCUGGGGAAGACGGUGCAGACCAUCGUUUUCCUCUACUCCCUUUACAAAGAGGGCCACUCCAAGGGACCAUUCCUGGUGAGCGCGCCCCUCUCCACCAUCAUCAACUGGGAGCGGGAAUUUGAGAUGUGGGCUCCGGAUUUCUACGUGCUGACGUACAUCGGGGACAAGGACAGCCGCGCCAUCAUCCGGGAGAACGAGUUCACCUACGAGGACAGCGCGGUCAAGCUGGGACGAAAGGCCUUCCGCAUGAAGAAAGACACGCCCAUCAAGUUCCACGUGCUGCUGACCUCCUACGAGUUGAUCACCAUUGAUCAGGCCAUCUUGGGCUCCAUCACCUGGGCCUGUCUGGUGGUGGACGAGGCCCACCGGCUGAAGAACAACCAGUCCAAGUUUUUCAGAAUCCUCAACGGAUACAAGAUCUACUACAAGCUGCUGCUCACUGGGACGCCGCUGCAGAACAACCUAGAAGAGCUUUUCCACCUUCUCAACUUCCUCACCCCGGAGCGCUUCAACAACCUGGAGGGCUUCCUGGAGGAGUUUGCCGACAUCUCCAAGGAGGACCAGAUCAAGAAGCUCCACGACCUGCUGGGGCCGCACAUGCUACGCAGGCUCAAAGCCGACGUCUUCAAGAACAUGCCCGCCAAGACCGAGCUGAUCGUCAGGGUGGAGCUCAGCCCCAUGCAGAAGAAGUACUACAAGUUCAUCUUGACGCGCAACUUCGAGGCGCUCAACUCCAAAGGCGGAGGCAACCAAGUGUCCUUGCUCAACAUCAUGAUGGACCUGAAGAAGUGCUGCAACCACCCCUACCUCUUCCCCGUGGCUGCUGUGGAGGCUCCAGUUUUGCCCAACGGCUCCUACGACGGCAACCAGCUGGUGAAGUCCUCGGGCAAGCUGACGCUCCUUCAGAAGAUGCUGAAGAAGCUGAAAGACGAAGGCCACCGAGUUCUCAUCUUCUCACAGAUGACAAAGAUGUUGGAUCUACUGGAGGACUUCCUGGAGUCCGAGGGCUACAAAUAUGAACGCAUCGACGGCGGCAUCACUGGAGGACUGAGGCAGGAAGCCAUUGACCGCUUCAACGCACCAGGAGCUCAGCAGUUCUGCUUCCUGCUGUCCACGCGAGCCGGAGGACUUGGCAUCAACCUGGCCAGUGCCGACACGGUCAUCAUCUACGACUCGGACUGGAACCCUCACAACGACAUCCAAGCUUUCAGCAGAGCUCACCGCAUCGGACAGAACAAGAAGGUGAUGAUCUACCGCUUUGUGACGCGCGGCUCGGUGGAGGAGAGGAUCACGCAGGUGGCCAAGAGGAAGAUGAUGCUGACCCACCUGGUGGUCCGACCCGGCCUGGGCUCCAAAACCGGGUCCAUGUCCAAGCAGGAGCUGGACGACAUCCUCAAGUUCGGAACGGAGGAGCUCUUCAAGGACGAGAUGGAGGCGGCCCGGACCAUGGGGGACAACAAGGACGGCGAGGAAGGCAACGUGAUCCACUACGACGACGACGCCAUCUCCAAGCUGCUGGACCGCAGCCAAGACGCCACGGAAGACACGGAGAUCCAGAACAUGAACGAGUACCUCAGCUCCUUCAAGGUGGCCCAGUAUGUGGUGAAGGAGGAGGAUGGAGAGGAGGAGGUGGAGCGGGAGAUCAUCAAGCAGGAAGAGAACGUGGACCCGGACUACUGGGAGAAACUCCUGCGCCAUCACUAUGAGCAGCAGCAGGAGGACCUGGCACGCAACCUGGGCAAGGGCAAACGCAUCCGCAAGCAGGUCAACUACAACGACACCACCCAGGAGGACCAAGACAACCAGUCGGAGUACUCUGUGGGGUCCGAGGACGAGGACGAAGACUUCGAGGAGAGGCCGGAAGGUGGGCGGCGGCACUCUCGCAGACAGCUGAGGAACGAGAGGGACAAACCUCUGCCGCCCCUGCUGGCCCGCGUUGGCGGCAGCAUUGAGGUGCUGGGCUUCAACACGCGGCAGCGGAAGGCUUUUCUGAACGCCAUCAUGCGCUGGGGCAUGCCCCCCCAGGACGCCUUCACCUCCCACUGGCUGGUGCGCGACCUGAGAGGCAAGAGUGAGCGCGAGUUCAGGGCCUACGUGUCUCUGUUCAUGAGACACCUGUGCGAGCCAGGCGCCGACGGAGCCGAGACCUUCGCCGACGGCGUCCCGCGAGAAGGUCUCUCUCGCCAGCACGUGCUCACCAGGAUUGGAGUCAUGUCGCUGGUCAGGAAGAAGGUGCAAGAGUUCGAGCACGUCAACGGGAGGCUGAGUUCUCCAGACCUGAUCCCCAUCGGCAUGGAGCUCAAGAAGCUGACGGACAGCGUGUCGUCCGAUCCUAACACGCCUCUGCAGGCCAGUCCGCUCGCCACGCGACCCGGGACCCCGGUCCCAGCAGAGAAGUCGGAGUGUCCCGCUGAGGACAAGGACACCAGCCAGCAAGAAAGUAAGAAACAGACUGAGCAGGAAGCCUCUGCAGAGGCAGGAGGGGAGCGUGUCUGUGGGGAGGAGCCAGCCAGGCCGGCACGCCAAGAGGUGGAGGAGGCGACCACGAGGACACACCAGGAGGUGGAGGAGGCGACCACGAGGACACACCAGGAGGUGGAGGUGACCACGAGGACACACCAGGAGGUGGAGGCGACCACGAAGACACGCCAAGAGGUGGAGGCGACCACGAAGACACGCCAAGAGGUGGAGGCAACCACGCGGGCACACCAAGAGGUGGAGGCGACCACGAGGACACACCAGGAGGAGGAGCCAGUGGUCGAGGGCAAGGAGGUUAAGGUGGACUGUGAGGAAAAAAGAGACGUCAAGGAGACGGACACGAGCCCGGCGUCCUGCAAAGCCAGCGAGAAGACAACAUCCGGGCACAAGUCGCCUCAAAAGGAGCCCGACAAGGAGCCAGAGAAGCCAUCAGAGGGAGGAGAGGCUGAGGAAAAGGACAACAAAGCUGAUGAACUGAAAGGCGGCGACGCUGCGGACGGGCGGGUCAACGGCGACAAGGACGCGCUGGAGGAAGUGGAGGAGGGCAGGAAGGAGGAGAAAAAUGGAUUCAAGGCAAAGUUCAUGUUUAAUAUUGCAGAUGGAGGUUUUACAGAGUUACACACCUUGUGGCAGACGGAGGAGCGGGCGGCGUUGUCGUCAGGAAAGAUGCACGACAUCUGGCACCGUCGCCAUGACUACUGGCUGUUGGCGGGCAUCGUCACGCACGGUUACGCCCGCUGGCAGGAUAUUCAGAACGAUCCACGCUACGCCAUCCUCAACGAACCUUUCAAGACGGAGAUGCACAAGAGCAACUAUUUGGAGAUGAAGAACAAGUUCCUGGCUCGACGCUUUAAGUUGUUGGAGCAGGCGCUGGUCAUCGAGGAGCAGCUGAGGCGGGCGGCCUACCUGAACAUGAGCCAGGACCCCAGCCACCCGGCCAUGGCUCUCAACACCCGCUUCACCGAGGUGGAAUGUCUGGCCGAGUCCCACCAGCACCUGUCCAAAGAGUCCCUCGGCGGGAACAAGCCGGCCAACGCCGUGUUGCACAAAGUGCUAAACCAGCUGGAAGAGCUCCUGAGCGACAUGAAGGCGGACGUGACGCGACUGCCCAACAUGCUGUCCCGCAUCCCGCCCGUCUCCGCCCGCUUGCACAUGUCCGAGCGCACCAUCCUGAGCCGUCUCACCAGCCGGGGCAGCGAACCCCCGCUGCAGCAGACUUUCAGCCAGGGAGGUUUUGCCUGCUCCCAGAUGUACGGCAACACCUUCGGCGCCGCGUUCAGGGGCCCAGGUGGACAAGCCCUGGUCAACUACAGCCAGAUGCCUCUGGGGCCCUACGUCAGCGUGUCAAACGGCCCGCCCCCCAGCCACCUGGACAAGAAGACCUUGGAGUCCUUGAGAGACGUGGCCACGCCUGACCUCAAGUCGGGCAAAGCCGGCGACGUCAUCUGCAUCGAGGACUAAUGCGGCCUCCGCACUUUCUUCUCCCUGCCUGCCCUGAUGACCACCUCCUUCUCCUUUCCUUCGCCAGACACGUCCCACGCAGGAGAAUUGCACUUUGACCUUUCAGGAGUCCUUUUUUUAUUUUAAACUCAACAUUUUGAGGGGUGUGGACCUCGGACAUGUUGUUCCCAUGCCGGGCUCCAUCUCAUCCUAAAUGUGUUUUUUCAGCCCGUCUGUGGAGACUCUUUGGAGCGCUGAGACAACUUUGUUAAGAGGACGAGAAGAAGAACAAUUAGUGUUGUUGAUUUGCUGUGGGCCUGGAAGGGUGCCACCUGCUGGUGUUCUGCAGGAAGUGCCCGCUUUCUUUACCUCAUGUGAACAUCUGCAGGGGAGGACUGCAUCAGUACCAGUACCAUCCACGUGAAAAGGACUGCACCGGUACCAGUACCAUCCACAUGAAAAAGAUCCCAGCAGUACCAGUACCAUCCAUGUGAGUCCUCCUCCCUUUCAGUCUUUCAAGUGCUAGAUGCACAAUAGCAGGGGUGUCCAAAGUGCGGCCCGGCGGCCAUUUUUUAACAGCCCUACGGCACAUUUUAAAAAUACGAUUGAAAAAAUUCAAAGCAUAAAAAGUGUUAUAAGAGAGCAAACGGGUGGAAUGUAACAAGAAAAUGUUGCAAUGUUGACUCUAAUAACACAAAGCUGCCAUGCAGGCUGUUUCUUUCUUUAAAACAUAAUAAUCAAUCAAAAUCAAUGUCAUUAUGAAUUAUUGACCUAUUCAAGGCUCCAAUUACGUCACAUUAAAUAUUCCACUUUGAGAUAUUUUGGGGGAAAAUUAGCUUUUUUGUGUUUGCCACAUAAAAACUUUUUUUUUUUUUUUUUUUAAAUAAGGGCCAAAAACGAACAAACAAAAAACAUAAACAUCAAUACAGCUUAUGAUUAACAUAGAUCUGAAGAUGAUCUCGCGGUUAUUAUGUUAAAAGUAAACAGUAAAAAAAUAAAUAUUAUUUUUUAACACUUUAAUGAGUAGGACCCUUUUGGAUCCCCAAUAAUUUUGGUGUGAUUUGUUUUUAAGUGUCAUUGCUCAAAAAUAAUAAUGAAUUAAAAUCAAUGGUGUUACGAGUUUUUGACCUUUUUAAGGCUCCAAUUAUUAUAUAAUCUCAAAUAUUCCACUUAAAAAUGUUAUUGGGUGAAAAUAUUGCAUAUUUGGUGUUUUUUCCAUAAAAAACAGGGUUUUUCUUUGACAAAAAGAGCAUACAACUUAAAUCUUUAAAAAUGUUAUAAUAACAGAAUGACAUAAUGUUGAUCUAGAGAUUUAAAACCUGAAAAAUAAUACAAAUAAUAAUACUGAAUAAUGACACAUUUUUAAUAUUUUUUGGACCAAAAUCCUAUGGGGACUGAGUGGAGGCCUGAAUGUAUAUUUUUUAUACAUUUAUUGUAUUGGUUUUUAAAAUCAAAACAAUAUCAGAAUGGCCCCCGCUUGCUUUGAUUUUUCAGUGUGCGGCCCUUAGUGGAAAAAGUUUGGACACCCCUGCACUAUAGACUCUUGUGGACAAUUUGCCUCGUUAAAAGUGACGGGCGGUCUUAUUAAUUGAAGCGUUUCAUUGGCCGUCUGCUUCCUGUUUCGACCUACUCGCAGAGCGCAAGUGACGCCUGUUCCUCUUGUCACGUGACCUCGGACUGUGGCGGCCCUCGGGGUCAUGACCCUCAAACUUCAGGCCAGGACCUUCCAGAACCUUUCUUUUGAGCACACCAGGGGUCUCGUGUAAAGAGAGUUGAGCGGCGUUCCGACUAUAAAGGGCGUGGUGCGGUUGGGAGAGUGGCCGUGCCAGCAACCUGAGGGUUCCUGGUUCAAUCCCCACUUUUAUAACAACUUUGUCACGUCCAUUGUGUCCUUGAGCAAGACACUUCACCCUUGCUCCUGAUGGGUGGUGGUUAGGGCAGAACGUUGGCAGAGCGUGUUUACACAACAUGAAGAAAUGUCUCCAUGCAUCUCAACUUUGCCGGGAAAAGGAACGCACGCCAGGUUUUUUCUGGCUCAAAUUGAAUUUAUAUAGCGCUUUUCUCUAGUGACUCAAAGCACUUUUACAUAGUGAAAGCCAAUAUCUGAGUUCCAUUUCAAGCAGUGUGGGUGGCACUGGGAGCAGGUGGGUGAAGGGUCUUGCCCAAGAACACAACGGCAGUGAGUAGGUUGGCAGAAGCAGGGAUCGAACCUGGAACCUUCAAGUUGCUGGCACGGCCACUCUACCAACUGAACUAUACUGCCCACCUGAGAGAGUUUUUAUGCGUAAUCAAGCUUCUUAAAGGGGAACUGCACUUCUUUUAUUUAUUAUUUUGCCUGCCGUUCACAAUCAUUGUGAGAAACAAGAACACGUCUCUCUUUUUUUAGGAUUUUAAAGAUGAUAAAAGCUUGGAAAUGUGGAUAAUGUUAGUCACCGGUGUCGCCUUCAAAGUCCUCUACAACAACUUCAACACCCUCCAGCAAUGUUUUAUAUACACACUGCAAGUACAUAUUUAAUGUCUUCAAUAUUUACUGUGUUUUAGUCAUUUUAUUCAUUCCUGGGAAUUUUUUUUUUCCCCGCGCAUUGAUUUCGGUUUCCAUAGCAACGUAUGUCCGACUUCUGGCAACACAUUUUUGUACCUACUUUCUGAAACGAAUGCGAGUGUGUUUUAAUCAUGGCAGAUUUGGUAACGGACAACAGAGUGGACUCUGUUUAGACAACCUUAUCUUUUUGAAGCUGAGUAUACAGAGGAUGAACUGCUACUUUCUAGAAGCCAGCAGGAAGAGCAGAUGGAAGCCGAGAGAGUGAGGUGAAAGUGACUCUAAGAUUUAAAUGUGGAAUUUGGAGCCAAGCUAGUUUGCCAUAAAUAGAGUGCUUACCCAAAUAAUAAUAAACAACCUUGGCCAGCUGUAUCAAAGAGACAACUGUCCAUGGAGUGAGUCACUAUGAUAUUGAUCAUGAUAAACGCAGCACGUCAUGUGUGUUAUUACAACUACAGUACAUACACUGUCUGGCUUGCUGUGUACAAAGAAAAGAUGAAAUAAUACUUUACAUAUACUGUAUUAUGAUUGUUCAUGUUUUUCACUCAGUACAGAUUGCUUUCCUAUCACAGUGUUGUGUGUUACAAACUCAUACGUGUUUGGUGUGAAUGUACUUGCUGUAGUUAGCUUUUACGGCUAAUACCAUAGCAUGUGAUAAAAAGACUUCCUCAGUGUUCUCUCUUACAAUAACAAUGUUGUUGCAGUUUGUUAUAAUACAUGUAAAUGAAGUAUUGUUUUUGAAUGCAUUUUAAAGGGAUUUACAGGUUGAAUUGAUUGCUAACAUUAGCUGCGUUGCUAACCAGCAAGAACGAGACGAUUUUUACACGUUAGAAGGGUGAAAUAAAAACAACUUUUGUCUUCUUGUCUCUCAGAAUGAUUGUGAACGAUUCCCCCAAAAGUGCAGUUCCCCUUUAAAGGAGGCCCCUGGUGACCCCGGUCUUUUUCUUGCUGAAUCAACAAUUCUAUUUUAUUUGGUCGAGGGUCAAAGAUCAGUUAAGCAGUUUAAAAAAAAAGAGUUGAUUUCCCGUGUGUGAGAAGUUUUAUGUAAUAAAUGAUGUCCGAGGCUUGAGGUCAGAGGUCACAGAAUGUUUUCAUCACCUUUGCUAAUUAGUGAAGUUUGGAGGAUACUGACCUUUACGUUUAUUUACAUAAACACUGGGAAAACUCACAAUCUCCCCGAGUCGAGAUUUCUCAUUUCUCGUCCAAAUAUGUAAACAAAGUCAGAGCAAGUGGCUGAAUAGUCGUGUUCAGCGAGGCAUAAGAACUUGCUUUUAGGCAAGAGAUCUUCUGAGGAAAGCAAAAAAUACUUCUGACCCUCACAAGUUAGUUCAAACACACAACUUUGCAACACUGCUAAAUACAAAUAAUGAUACCUUUUAUUGCUCACUUUCCUUUUCAACAAAUCUUACCGAGACAAUUUUGACUUGUUUUUUUGCUCAUUUAAGUUAUUUUUGCCUGGAAUGAGCAAAAAAAAAAACAAUAUAUAUUUUUUAAAUUAAUAAAUAAAUGUAGAAAUGUUUACUUGGUGAAAUUGUGAGUUCCUCCAGUGAUAAACUUUUCUGUCCAGUUUAGCCAGUUUGCUUAUUUUCAACUUCAGUCCCUGGCAAAGUACGGUGUGAUACAAGUAGGGGUGUUUCACUUCCGGCACGAUACCGAUUAUUGGAGCAUAGCUUUUGAUAUAGUACGAUAUCAGCAGGCAUCGUGGUACAUACCUGUAUUACUUUGUAGUGUGGAACGUAAGAAAAUACUUGAUCAACAAUACUAACAUUACGAUGUCAAUGUUAGUUUGUUUUUGGUGACACCUAGUGGUCACAAUAAUUCAUGAAUAUACAGUAGGGAAGGGGUUCAUACGGCCCCGUUUCUGGGUGGAUCUCGCGUGAGAGGAAGAGGGUGAGGGUGGUUAGUCAUUUUGCAAUGCACUUCACGAUAUUCAACACUUUAAACUAGACAUGCCUGAUAAUAUCGGCCGAUAAAUGCUUUAAAAUGUAAUAUCGGAAAAUAUCAGUAUCGGUUUCCAAAAGUAAAAUGUAUCACUUUUGAAAACGCCGCUGUACAGAGUGGUACACGGACGUAGGGAGAAGUACAGAACGCCAAUAAACCUUAAAGGCCUUUGCGUGCCAGCCCAGUCACAUAAUAUCUACGGCUUUUCACAGACGCAAGUGAAUGCAAGCAUACUUGGUCAACGGCCAUACAGGUCACACUGAGGGUGGCUGUAUAAACAACACCAACACUGUUACAAAUAUGCGCCACACUGUGAAGCCACACCAAACAAGAAGGACAAAAACAUUUCGGGAAAACAUCCGCACCGUAACACAACAUAAACACAACACAACAAAUACCCAGAACCCCUUGCAGCACUAACUCUUCCGGGAUGCUACAAUAUACACCCCUGCUACCCCAUAUCCCUCCACCUCAACCUCCUCAUGCUCUCUCAGGGAGAGCAUGUCCCAAAUUCCGAGCUGCUGUCUUGAGGCAUGUUAAAAAAAAUAAUGCACUUUGUGACUUCAACAAUAAAUAUGGCAGUGCCUUGUUGGCAUUUCUUUCCAUAACUUGAGUUCACUUAUUUUGUAAAACCUUGUUACUUUGUUUAAUGCAUCCAGCGGGGCAUCACCCAAAAAAUGAGGCAUAAUAAUGUGUUCAUUCCACCACUGUAUAUAUCAGUAUCAGUUGAUAUUGGAAUCGGUAAUUAAGAGUUGGACAAUAUCAGAAUAUCGGCUAUGGGCAAAAAAGCCAUUAUCGGACACUUUCCGAAACUCUUUUGCCUCGGAGUCUUUGCACGUGUAAAGAAUGUCCGACUUUAAUUAUUUGUUUUUAGACUGCAAUGUUGUUCAUUGAAGGUCACUUAUCGCCUAUGUAUAGCUAGCGUGCUACGGUGCGCUUAGCUGUUGUGUGGCUGCUAGCUCCUAGUAGCCAUGUUUGCCUAAAUUAAAAUACAAGGAAAGAUCGACCUUGUUUGCUUAUUAGAGGACACUUGGAUGCUAACUGGCUUCGCACCGGUAAACAGAGCUAAUAUCCGUUUUUUGCUGAUAUCGCAUCGAUAUCAGUGUCGGAUGGGGACACCCCUAAAUAGACUACUCUUUUAUUUGCGUCUCACUCCUCCACCAAGCUGUUUUGUCGUUGCUCAAAGUCGGUGGUGUGCUGAGGACUCGCACUCUUUGCUCUGCCGCUCUCCUUCAAGGAGCCGCGCAGAACAAAACCUCAGAAACAGGUGACUAGAAUUUGGGGAGCGGGGCUUGGCGGUGAUGUCGGCGGCAAAACAUCGUGAUGACAUGCAAUCAAACUGGAGCCCGGGUAUGAAUGUAUUAAAAAAAAAAAGGCUUCAGUCUAAUAUAAACACGCUUAUGUACAUGCUUGGAAUUAAGUUGGCUUCAAAAGCCAAAGAAAAAGACCCUGACCAAGGCACCUUUGUUGCAGAAUGCACAUCUUUUUAUACAUGUGGCAUCUUUUUAUUUGUACUGUGUAUUUGUUUUGUGUGUUUUAAUAAAUCUUACAAUAACC